Hydra vulgaris (swiftwater hydra) is the source of this 1559-nucleotide messenger RNA. RefSeq lists its product as uncharacterized. The record is from RefSeq and is a predicted model, not a curated record. Lineage: Eukaryota; Metazoa; Cnidaria; Hydrozoa; Anthoathecata; Hydridae.
GAGAAAUCAUUUAGGUAAAAUAGUUGCAUAUUAUUCAAGGAAGAAAAAUAGUUCAAAUUUUUAGAUGUACAUUAUAUCUCUGCUACUUCAAUUCCAAAACAUAAUAUGUCUGGAAUUAUAUUCAAUGGAAAACAUUACAGAAAUAAAGCCUGACCAGCUGAUGACUGUUUUAACUAAUUUUCCAAAUGAAUACGAGAUAUCGUUUGACUUUAAACCAACCUCAUUUUUGAAAACAUGGGGAAGUAUUAUUCAUUUAACUAUUGGUGGAAACUAUGCUAACUACGGCGAUAGAUCACCAGGAGUAUGGAUUUCGCCAUAUAAUGAUUUAUAUUUUGCGUCAGCUAUAAGUGGUUUGCCUAGUUUCGAGUUUUAUUCAAAAAUAAUUCCACUAAUCAAUGAGUGGAUAAAAGUUAAAAUAUCACAAAUAAAGUUAACAAAUCAGUAUAUAUAUGCAAUUGAUAUAGCAAACAAUAAAGUUUACAGCACGCAAAACACUCUUUCAAAAAAUUUUAGUAAUGUAAAAGUGUAUAUUGGCAAUCCAUGGUAUUCUGCGCAACCUGGAUUUAUUCGAAAUUUAACUAUCGUUGAUAAGUUUUCAGAUAGAUAUAAACAUUAUGAGCCACUUUUCAAAGUUAACAUCUCUGGUCAGCUGAAUAUAAACUUUCUAUUUCUUAACACUACAAUUAGUUAUGCAAGUGAAACAGGAGAUGUUGCUUAUAACUUAACAUGGGAAUACAUGUUACCAUAUUUUUCAAAGAUAUCUACUCAAAGUGACAGUUAUCUGAAUAUGGGCUCUUCUUAUAAAAUUCCUGGUGCAUUUGUGAAAAAAAAAAUAAACCAAUAUGUCAAUAUAACUCUAGACAUGGCAAGCAGCGCAUUGCGAGGUGACUUUACUCUGGAGAUUCCAUUAAAAAUUUUGUAUAAUGACGUUGCUGGAUAUACAAUUAACCAUUACACAUCGUUUAGGACAGUUUUAUCUUCAACUUUUAGUUCAACUCCGAUUAAAAAAAAAGAUAAAAACGCUUUAAAAGAAAGCUAUAGCCGUGGUAUUUAUUGGGAUCAAGUAAAAUCUUGGAUAUAUAUUUGCAUGAAUUUAUAUGUAACAACCCAGCAGACUGCAUGCUAUGUGUCAAAUAACAAUGGCGAAGAAUGGUCAAAACUUGAUAUUCGCGUUGGAUCUGUUCUUGGUCAUCACUUAUUAACAAGAGAUUUGUAUGUUAUACAUCGAAAUCAAAAAACUUACUUAAUGUAUCACAAAAUAUAUAAAAAGUGGUUGGCAAUUCCUAGCAGCGAGUUUGAAAAAAAUGUAAUAAAAAAUUUAAACUUUUCUGCAUGCCUUAAGUUGGAUGGAUUUUAUGAGCAGAUUUUAACAUUUCAAACUCAACAAUGGAUGGGAAACGAUAAAGGAUUAUAUUUUCGUAAAUUUGCAAACGAUACGUGGAUACAACGAAUUCAAUGGAAAGGAUUAUUAUGAACAUAAUAAAUAUUAAAAAAUAGAGUUUUGUUGACAAAAGACAAAAUUAUAAAAUUAGUUUUUCACCGUUUUAUAUUAUUGCUUA